This is a messenger RNA of Oppia nitens, 860 nucleotides long. It is a transcript of the gene Cypl, whose product is annotated as peptidyl-prolyl cis-trans isomerase-like 1. The record is from RefSeq and is a predicted model, not a curated record. Gene Ontology annotation, biological process: protein peptidyl-prolyl isomerization; protein folding. The transcript is spliced from 3 exons. Gene Ontology annotation, cellular component: catalytic step 2 spliceosome. Gene Ontology annotation, molecular function: peptidyl-prolyl cis-trans isomerase activity. NCBI's taxonomy places the organism in Eukaryota, Metazoa, Arthropoda, Arachnida, Sarcoptiformes, Oppiidae. The coding region runs from base 259 to 756 and encodes 165 amino acids.
AAUAACAACAAAACGUUUGUUCAGUUAAUUUGUUUUCAAAAAAACAAAACAAAUCAUUCAAAAAGUCAUUUACCGCUCAUUGACUUCAGUGACCAAACAACCAAACAAACAGACAAUUAGUUAUUAUUAUCACCUAAUAAUCACAUCCCAAGACUAUAUCCGAUUGACUGACUGUAUCGGUGUUGCUGUUGUUGUUGUGGCCAACCGUUUGUUGUUUUGCCCGAUCAGAGACCGCGGACACAGAAAAGCGCGCCUCAAAUGUCAAUACCGGACGAUUCGUGGCGCCCGAAGUCAGCGAUACUCGAGACCAGUAUGGGUGAAGUAGUUAUCGAGUUAUACUGGUCUGAGUCGCCCAAGACUUGCAAGAAUUUUGCCGAACUUUGCCGAAGAGGUUAUUAUAAUAAUACAAAAUUUCAUCGAAUUAUCAAAGGAUUUAUGAUUCAAGGCGGCGAUCCGACGGGCACUGGACGCGGCGGUGCCUCAAUCUACGGACCGAAAUUCGACGACGAAAUACAUCCAUCGCUCAAACAUACCGGUGCCGGUAUCAUUAGUAUGGCCAACUCGGGUCCCAAUACCAAUGGCAGUCAAUUUUUCAUAACCCUAGCGCCCACUCAGCACUUGGACGGUAAACAUGCCAUCUUUGGUCGCGUAUCUAAUGGUAUGUCAGUUGUGGAGAAAAUGGGACGAAUAAAGACUGACAAAACUGAUAGACCUGUCGAUGAGGUGAAGAUCUUGAAGGCAUCGGUCAGGGAUUAGGUUAUAGAUUGGUUUGUCUGAACAAACCAAACCUACCAUUUGAAAUGAUAACAACAUUUUAUUUUUAUUACUAUUUUUAUUUUAUUACAAUACAAUUAUUAUAA